Messenger RNA from Oryza sativa Japonica Group (Japanese rice), 5071 nucleotides. Its product is annotated as low affinity sulfate transporter 3. The record is from RefSeq and is a predicted model, not a curated record. NCBI's taxonomy places the organism in Eukaryota, Viridiplantae, Streptophyta, Magnoliopsida, Poales, Poaceae. Gene Ontology annotation, cellular component: plasma membrane. Gene Ontology annotation, biological process: transmembrane transport. Gene Ontology annotation, molecular function: secondary active sulfate transmembrane transporter activity.
UGCUUUUCCAAUUCCAGAUUGAUCUCGUACUCAGAAAUUCGCACCCUGAUGAAUGGGGAAAGCAGCCUAUGGGUGCUAUAUCAAUAAUACAUUUUAUGCAUACUUUUCCCCCUUUUUUGGGAGUUGACUCUGAAAUCAAACGUGAGAAAGGUACAUCUCGACCAAGGGCAAUCUUCACUCCAUAAUACUCCAUAUAAUAGUGGUCACACCACUUCCAAGUGUCUAAUUCCUUUUUGAUACACGCAGAGUACUGUUUUGUUUGUUGUAUGAUGGAUUUUGUGCAGUAGCUCGUUAUGCAUCCAGAUCUGGGUUGGAAUUGGUGUGAUGCUCAUUAUGUCCCCUCUAAAUUAAAGGAGAAUAGACCAGGAAUGUGGUUACCAUGGUUGCCAAGCUCCAUUUGUUCCUUUCACGCGUUUGAUUGGUAGGGUCAACUUAAUUCAAAACAUAGGUCGGACCAUUUAAUUUGCGAUAAGUGUCGGGGCACUUGCAAGCUCCAUAUACUUUAGGAUCUUAUACGUCAGAUCUUGCAUAAAGGAAGGACGAGAGGUCGAUAAAUGCUUUGGAUUUGUGGUGUCAAGCAUCUGACUACUGCAGAUUCAGCAAUCAUUGCUUAUAUUAUAUGCAGGCAAGGUUGGAGGCACUUUUCAGUUAUAAGCCCCCUGCCGUGUGUGUGCUACAGAUCAGAGUUUCUGUUAUCCACUUAUCAAUUAUUAUGCUGUUGCUACAGUAAAGUUUACCUAAUUUGUUCUUUGAAAGUCAAUGGAGGUCAAAGUUGAAUACAAACAAGAAUCAGCUGUGAACUAACUCGACUUAUGAAAAAUUGUCCAAAGUUCUAAUACAAUUUAACUCCCUUUUUGUUGAUCUUUCGUAAAAGAGAAAAAUAUUUGGCUGUUAUUUUGUGUGUAAUAUUCUUCUCUGUCCAUGGAUGUUGUAUCUUUAGUUUCUUGGUUGGCAAAUGGUGUUGAAGUUCCACCAACUUAAGCUUUUAAAUGAACUGGCCAUUGCAUGCAACUCAGUAUGUUAUUAGAGCCCAAAGGUUCCAAGUUCGAACCCUAGCUAGCGCAGUUUCAGUUUAAUGAUUUAUGCCCACUUAUAUUCAACAUCUGAAGCCAAAGGGACCUAGACAUGAGGGAGAGUAUUGAAGUAUAAGUGAAUUGUCUACCCUUUCUCGUAUAAGUGAAUUGUCUACUUUUCUCCAUCAAGCUAAGAAGAUUUUGAGUGAAACAACUGGUGCAUGCACCCCAAUAAGGGAAGUAGCCCAGGACAUCUUUAUUGCUAAUCCAGAACCCAGAUUAUUGUAGCCUUACAGAAUGCUUGGAGGAAAGGCUUCAACCAGAAACUACAAAGAGGUUUUGAUUCCAUAGUGAUCCUAGUGGCUUGGGUUCUAUGGAAAGAGUGCAACAAUCGGGUCCUCAAUAUCAAAUCCCGAAACUGGGUGCAACUAAUCAACUCUAUUGCCGAAGAAGCGCGGCCCUGGGGUCACUGCAGGGAUCAAACUGCCCCAACUGGUAGUUUGAGCGCGGUAGCUCUGUUAGGUCGCAAAAGUUGUUGGGAGAAACCCAUGUAAUUUUUCUGUGGCCUGCUAGUUAGCACGGCCGGAUGUUGAACUAUCUCCUUGAUACAAAGAUGUGCAAGCCUUUGCGUAUUCCCUAAAAAGAGUGCUAGGGUGAUCUAUUGUUUUAGCCCACUAAUCAGAAAGUUGCACAUGCUAUUUUAGUGAAUAAUUAAUCUCAUUCUAUUUAAGUUUAACUAUUUUCGCGAACACGCAAAAGGAUUGCACGUCAAUAUAUUAGAAGAAAGCAAAAAAGUUUUUGUUACACAACGCAAUCAGCCAGACAGCCAAUUUAACUAUUUAAGUUUAACUAGCUUGUACUAGAGAAUUCUCUCCUUGGAUUUUAAAACAUUUUCAAGUGCUGCCUGCUUCUCCCUUGGAGAAGGUUGGCAUGACAAUUCUCACUACUUGGACUAACAGUUCAAGUUCUGACCUCUGUGGGCAAUGUUGCUGUGAGCAGCUCCAGCAUGGUCCAUCACAAACAAUAAUGCACCAGAAUAAUUUUUAUGCAUUCAUACAAGUUGCUUUUCUAGAAGCAAAGGUGAAAGGUCCAAGUUUCAGUGAGAUGAGAAUGGACCAGUUAAGUUACUCUAAGCAAACAUGAUGUGCCCUUUAUUCACAACAUUUAACAAUUGUUACUUGAGCAGUUUUGCCCUUAGCCUAAAUACCAAAUCAUGAAUAAACAUUCAUAAAAAGGAAUUUGGGCCCGCUUAUUGUUCUGCAAAUGCACUGCUAGAGGUUUAUAGCAUGGAUAUCUAUCCAAAGUCUUGAGUGUAAAGUUCAUAUAACAAACCCCAAGUAAUUAACUGCAGGACUACUGGAAAGUACAAGAGGAGAACAAACCAGGGAUUGGAUCAUUCGUUUCUGUCAGAAAAAAAAAAACUUUGCAAAGCAGUCACGAUCAUUAGGCUAGUAGAAGCACACUUGCAUAGCCAAAGAAAACUCAUCAUUAUCAAUUCAAUUAUCGGAAUGAAAGGAGCUUCAUUUUUGCAAACUGAAUAUGACCUUAGAACAGCAGGCACAUGCCCUUUAGGAUGUGUUGCCUUCACUCUUCAAUAGGUGGCAGCAUAAACCAUAGCACUAUAAAUGGCACCUUGUAUGGCCACCUUAGAGCAAUCAAAUUCACCUGAAGCACCUAAGGUUCACAUGGACUUGCCAUCCUCACAGCUCACCAAUCUUGGAGGCACCGAUACAUUGUGAUGGAAUUUCAGCCAUUUCCUCAGGGAGUUCACCCAAACACUUCAGAACCAGCCAUGGAGCCCAUGGCAAGUGAGUCAUCUGUGCCCAUAGGGACAGCUUUUGCAGACUUGCUGCUGCAAGGGCCAGAGCACCCAAGCCUGUGGAAUGAUCUCACCGGCAUGUUCAGGAAGGCAUUCCGUUGGCAAGGUGCAGACAAGCGCUUCACACUGUCUGUGUAUGUGAUGUCUGUUCUACAGGGUCUGUUUCCAAUACUUGACUGGUGGAAAACCUACAAUCUGAAAUUCUUUCGAAGUGACCUCAUGGCUGGCCUAACUCUUGCAAGCCUUAGCAUUCCACAGAGCAUUGGAUAUGCAACUCUGGCAAAACUGGAUCCUCAGUAUGGUCUUUAUACAAGUGUUGUGCCACCUCUUGUAUAUGCUGUGACGGGGUCCUCUAGGGAGAUAGCCAUUGGACCAGUUGCCAUUGUGUCAUUAUUGCUUUCAUCAAUGAUUCAGAAGAUAGUUGACCCAUCUGUUGAUCCAGCGUUCUACCGAAAAAUGGUCUUUACCGUGACAUUCCUUACUGGUGUCUUUCAGUUUGCAUUUGGUCUGUUCAGACUGGGAUUUCUUGUGGAUUUUCUAUCACAUGCUGCUAUCGUCGGGUUCAUGGGAGGAGCUGCUAUUGUGAUUGGAUUACAGCAGCUGAAGGGGCUGCUUGGACUUAGUCAUUUUACAAAUAGAACUGAUGUCGUCUCUGUCACCAAGGCAGUCUGGGUUUCAGUUCACGAAACAUGGCAUCCGGAGAACGUCUUCAUUGGAUGUUCCUUUUUCAUGUUCAUUCUUGCCAUGAGAUUCAUUGGAAGGAAGUACAAGAAACUCUUUUGGGUCUCUGCCAUUGCACCUGUACUAUCAGUUGCACUAUCUACUCUGUUUGUCUAUGCGACAAGAGCGGAUAAGCACGGCGUGAAGAUUAUACAAAAAGUGAAUUCAGGUAUUAAUGCAAGUUCUGUCGAGCAGAUAGAUCUCAAAGGAGGCUAUGCUGCCGAAUGUGCAAAGAUUGCUCUUGUUUGUGCUGUGAUUGCUCUGACGGAAGCUGUUGCUGUUGGCCGCUCUUUUUCAGCGAUCAAUGGAUAUCGGUUGGACGGAAAUAAGGAAAUGGUAGCAAUGGGCUUCAUGAAUAUAGCAGGAUCCUUAUCAUCAUGCUAUGUAGCAACAGGUUCAUUCUCGCGCACAGCUGUGAACUUCGCUGCUGGUUGCAAGACAACCGUUUCAAACAUUAUCAUGGCUGCCACUGUGAUGGUUGCCUUGGAGCUUCUCACAAAGCUCCUGUACUACACACCUGUGUCCAUCCUUGCAUCAAUCAUUCUGUCAGCUCUUCCAGGAUUGAUCAAUGUGCAGGAAGUCUGCUUCCUGUGGAAAGUCGACAAGAUGGACUUCCUCACAUGCAUGGGAUCAUUCCUUGGUGUUCUAUUCGGAUCAGUGGAGAUUGGUCUUUCAGUUGCACUUCUUGUUUCCUUUGCAAAGAUCAUUAUACAGUCGAUUUGGCCUCAAGUAGAGAUUCUUGGGAGGCUUCAGGGCACAGAAAUCUUCUGUAACGUCAAGCAGUAUCCAGUGGUUCACGAAACACCGACUGUACUGACCGUACGCAUUGAAACAUCAUUCCUUUGCUUCGUCAACUCCAGUUCCAUCAAAGAAAAGAUCAUGGGAUGGGUAACCGAUGAGCGCGAGGCAUUUUGCUCGGUCGUUCUUGACAUGUCAAAUGUGGUAAACAUGGAUACUUCAGGUCUUGUGGCGCUGGAAGAACUGCACAAGGAGCUGGCGUGUCUCGGCAUCCAGAUGGCUAUAGCCAAGCCUGGAUGGCAGGUGAUCCACAAGAUGAAACUGGCACGGCUCGUCGACGGAAUCGGAGAAGGAUGGUUCUUCCUCACGGUGGGCGAAGCCGUGGAAGCUUGCCUGGCAAACAAGGCGGGAAACGCCCUGGAAUGCUGCUGAAUCGAAUCCACCGUGUGCAUGGUCUCUCCGGUGGUUGAAUAAAGAGAGACACUAGUGCUUCGUGGUACGCUACAAAAGGAUUGUGUUGUGUGCUAGUGCUGCACGAUGAUGCAGCUUCAGCUGUAGUGUGGUGCUUCAUGGAUUGUGCGACGUGCAACUGUUGGGGGAAGACGAACUGUGUCUGUCUGAACUUAGUAUGCCGAGUUCGUCUAAAUUCCCCACUAUAGCUGUAGGUUUGUGAUGUAUCGGAUGCAUUUGUGAAGAGCAAAUGCCAGGUUUUAAGUGUUGGAACUGAUGAUUGUGUAAUAUUAUUAUAUUAAUCGAGUUUGUAUAAUUAAUUUGUACUCGA